Molecule: messenger RNA, 982 nt
Organism: Trematomus bernacchii (emerald rockcod)
Lineage: Eukaryota; Metazoa; Chordata; Actinopteri; Perciformes; Nototheniidae
Product: dynein light chain 4, axonemal
Exons: 4
Coding region: 96-416 (106 amino acids)
Biological process (GO): microtubule-based process
Cellular component (GO): dynein complex
Molecular function (GO): dynein light intermediate chain binding; dynein intermediate chain binding
Source: RefSeq, a predicted model, not a curated record
AUGAAGCUAUAGGCGGGACCUCCUGUGUUUAAUGUCUCCUUAACAACCGAACAGAAACAGGAGAAGUUUUCGGAGGAGAAACGCCUCGAGUCGGAAUGGCAGGGACUGGAGAGGCAAAGAAAGAGGAGGCCGACUACAAGAGGCUACAGAGCUUCCCUCUCAUCAGGCACACAGACAUGCCAGAGGAAAUGCGAGUGGAGACGAUGGAGCUCUGUGUGACGGCCUGCGAGAAGUUUGCCACCAACAAUGAAAGCGCAGCGAAGAUGAUCAAAGAGUCGAUGGAUAAGAAGUUUGGAAGCUCGUGGCACGUUGUGAUCGGAGAGGGCUUCGGCUUCGAGGUGACCCACGAGGUGAAGAACCUGCUGUACAUGUUCUUCGGGGGGAGUCUGGCUGUGUGUGUGUGGAAGUGCUCGUAGCCCCUCCACACACACACACACACACACUGCGACACACUGCGGCACACCCACCGUCUGGAGGCGCAGGGACUCGUCUAAAGGGAAUUAAAAAAGGCAUAAGAUGAGAUGUGCCGCUCCUCUCUUUGAUUCUCCGUCUGUCUCUGAAGUUACGGACCGACACACAGCAGGGUCCUCUUCAGGGAGUGUGUGUGUGUGUGUGUGUGUGUGUGUGUGUUUGUGUGUGUGGGUGUGUGGGUGACUUUAUAUGUUCGUGUGUGCUGGACACACACUGUUUUUUUUAAGAUAACAUUUCAUCUGCACCUUCCACCACAGUUUGUAAACUGUCCGCAGCCCCCCCCCCCCCUCCUCUAACAGCACUAGUGUUUCAAUAAAGUUUGUAAUAUUUUUUAUGUGUACAUAUUUUGAAGCGUUUUUACAGAGCAGACCUCUGCAGACUGACUGACACUAACCUGACCCCUGACCCCUGACCCCCCCGCUGCAGGGAGAGACUCACUGUGUGAUUGUUAACGUUCCUCUGUGGACUCACCUGAUUGUACAAUAAACUCUGAAACCUGUUCAAAAGCUCA